Messenger RNA from Larimichthys crocea (large yellow croaker), 1947 nucleotides. Its product is annotated as SH2 domain-containing protein 7. The record is from RefSeq and is a predicted model, not a curated record. Gene Ontology annotation, cellular component: cytoplasm. Bases 39 to 1643 code for a protein of 534 amino acids. The transcript has 8 exons. NCBI's taxonomy places the organism in Eukaryota, Metazoa, Chordata, Actinopteri, Sciaenidae.
UGCUUUCCAAGCCGGUGGAAAAAAGUGUGUAACUGUAAAUGUCAUCUGUCUAUAUCUCCCAUGUGGGGUCAAACAACUCCCUCAGUAAAGAGUGUUCAGAAGUUGAGAGAAGCAUUUUAAUGUUUGCUGCAAUGACACCGGGUUCAAACCACACACUGGCAAUCUCAAGGAAAGGGAUUGAAAGGAAUUGCUGUGCGCCGCACAGACAGAAGAUCUGUCACUUUUCAGGGUCAAAGACAAAGGAUCAGAGAAAUACAAAAUCACAAAAAUCACCCUGCCUCAGGACCUGUCUGGCAUUUUGCUUCAAGGACCGGGCGAGGAUGGAUCAAAGGGAACAAUCGAUGGAUUCUCAUGCUGAAGGGACUGAAGGAAGACUCAGGGAACUGGCUUCAAAGUGGUUCAUAGACACUCAAGUGCAGCUCAUCGUCCACAACGGCUUCUUCCCUACUUGGUUCAUGGGCUUCGUCACAAGAAAGGAUGCUGAAGAAAUACUCAGAGAAAAGGAACUGGGCUGCUUCCUUAUCCGUCUCAGUGAUAAGACCAUCGGAUACAUACUGUCUUACCGAGGCAGGGAUCGGUGUCGACAUUUUGUGAUAAGCCAAAUUGAAUCAGGCCAGUUUGUUGUCUGCGGAGACACUAUGGAACAUGACACAAUCUCUGAUCUCAUAGAAUACUACAAGAUGAGCCCCAUCCAGCCAUUCGCAGAGUAUCUGACAUCUCCGUGUAUUGAGGCGCUGAAUGAGGAGCUGUAUGAUAUCAUCCAGGUUAGCCCCAAAGAAAAGCCUGUGGCCACUGUCAGAACUGUGAGCACGAAUGCUGUGAACAUGCAAAAACCACUGGGUGACUUGCCUUCAGAGCAGCCACCUACACGUCCACCAAAGGGCAACAGGACACAAGAGGAAGUACCACCUUUGCCUCGGAGGAGCAGACACCUUGAUAGUGGGCCCAUGAACGACAAGGACAAGGUUUUGUAUGCUCAGCUUAGGAAGCAAUCACCCAGGGAGAUACCGAGACACCUCUGUCAGGACAAGUCACCUGGGGAUAAUUUGGGGAGAGCUGACAGAUCUACAACCCAGGAUCAGUACAUAAGGAGGUGUAGUCCUCCGGCAGCACCGUACUCUGUUUACUCUGAACUCAGCCACCUAGACAGCAAGAGCAGGUCUCUACCACUUCUCGACAACAGCUCUGACGGAGAGCAAUCUUACAGGCUGAGUGCACCCCCACACACUCCACCAAGACUUUCCCCCAAGCCCCUCAGACAAACCACUUACAGUGGCUUGCAGCCAGAGAAGACAGACUUGUGCAGCACGCGAAAGAGCAGCCACAGCCUGGAAUACAUGGACAACGGUGGCAUCUAUCACCUGGCUGGCAGGUCCGGUAGCCCACACACUACGUUGUCUGAGACGAGAUCAGAGCAGCACAAUGAUUCACUCUACGCUGAAGUCCCCAGUGAAGCAUUCACUGGCCGUUUCACUCCUGUCAGUACAUACGAGCUGAUUCCCAGCCACGGGGACACCAAACCUAAACCCAACAACAACACUUACGAGCCUCUGGAGGACAUCAGACCCAAACAUAACUCCUCACCCUUUGGGUUAAAAAAUGAUAAAUGGAAAUGGCUGUUCCCUGAGGCCAAGAGGAAAUAGUGAAGAGGUUACCAGCUACUGAAGAAAAUGUUCACUAAUUUCUUUUUGACACUACAGCGAUCCUACCUUAAUAUAAUAUUAACAUUACUAUUAAUUAAUACUAAUAUUAACUCUGUGAAAGCUUCUUUUUUAUAUAUAUAUUCAACAUGUGUUUACAUGUUUGUAAUUAUUCAAAUAACAUCUGCUGUAUUUUUGCUUUUUAAUGUAUUUAUUUAGAAAAGAUUUACAUCUUUGUACUGACAUUUUACAAAGCAAAUGAUGUAUGUUAAACACAUUCAGUCCAUAAAUGAGAUUCAAAACGAAA